Messenger RNA from Arctia plantaginis, 294 nucleotides. The record is from the annotation of a GenBank genome assembly. Lineage: Eukaryota; Metazoa; Arthropoda; Insecta; Lepidoptera; Erebidae.
AUGAACCAACAGUGUAAGGUGUGUGGAGAGCCAGCAGCCGGCUUCCACUUUGGUGCUUUUACGUGUGAAGGUUGCAAGGUUGUAUCACAGCAAUAUUUAAUAAAGGCCGCGCGGUGCGGCAACCAAUCGCAAAUUGUCGCGUCGUUUGCAAUUUGCUACUCCGAAUCAAUUUGCGAAGUUUUUGUCGCGCGUAAUGUCGCUCGAUUCAAUUUUGCUGUUAACUGCUUGAAUUAUGGACGUGAAGAAACUUAUUCUGAUUUUGUAAUUGCGUUUCGUAUUAAGAAGGCAUUUUGA